UCAUGCAUCUGAUCAAACACACCUCACUAGCCAGCCAACCAACCACACAACCUUAUUCCCCUUCGAUCUCCCCUGUAUCCACAAACAACCAGGAUGGUAGCCGUAGAAACUGUUCAAACUACCUCUACAUCCAAUGAACAACAUUCGAGUCCCCGGAUUUCUUUCUCUGCUGAGUUCCUCGAUGAACAGGACUUCAUCUCCUUCAGCCCAAACUCUCAGGGUGAAAAAGGAAAAGACAAAGAAAAGGAGAUGGAUAAAGCAAGAAAUGCAGAAUUUGAGUUCCUAUCGAGCAAUGUAAGUAGCCAUGCGAUGUUAACAGCAGAUGAGCUUUUCUUCGAAGGGAAGCUCCUUCCCUUUUGGCAAAUGCAGCAGUCAGAAAAGCUCAACAAGAUCAGUCUCAAAGGGAAAGACACAGAGGGAGUAGGAGAGGUGAACAAGGAGGAGAGUAACAGGGGAAGUUGGUUUGUUGAUGACGACCCAUCUCCGAGGCCACCAAAGUGCACCGUUUUAUGGAAAGAGCUAUUAAGGUUGAAGAAGCAACGCGCUUCUUCUUUGUCACCAUCUUCUUCUUCCUCAUCUUCUUCCUCUUCUUCGAGCUCACUUGCCGAUAUAGCUGCGAAAGACGAAGGGAAGGAAGGCAGGGGAAACAGAGAGAAGCAUGUGAAGAGGAUAAAGAAGGGAUUGGAGAGGACAAGAUCAGCGAGUAUUAAAAUAAGGCCUAUGAUUAACGUGCCUAUUUGCACACAGAUGAAGAGCAGCGCCUUACCACCAUUGUUUCCACUCAAGAAGGGAAGAUUGGAGAGAUGCAGGAUACAGGGCCUGUGAAAAGGUGGGUCUCACAUGGAGGUGUUUCAGACAGAGUGUGUACUUCAUUUUUGUAGAAGAAAAGGGUCUAAAGGCCAUAUGGUCGGAUUGUCCUUUAUGAAAAAUGUGAAAUUGAGCUGAAAGAGCUAUGUUAUUGUA
Molecule: messenger RNA, 963 nt
Organism: Alnus glutinosa
Lineage: Eukaryota; Viridiplantae; Streptophyta; Magnoliopsida; Fagales; Betulaceae
Exons: 2
Coding region: 94-825 (243 amino acids)
Source: RefSeq, a predicted model, not a curated record